Molecule: messenger RNA, 1107 nt
Organism: Telopea speciosissima
Lineage: Eukaryota; Viridiplantae; Streptophyta; Magnoliopsida; Proteales; Proteaceae
Product: tetraspanin-18-like
Exons: 6
Coding region: 85-930 (281 amino acids)
Cellular component (GO): membrane
Source: RefSeq, a predicted model, not a curated record
UAGUUGUUAAGGUUUCAAUCUUUGAUUUAUGAAAUGCAAACUGGUGAAGAAAUAGGUUUCAAAUUUGAUUCUUAGAGAAAAAAAAUGCGUUCUAAUCACUGUCGAAGUUGUCUAGCUUUCCUUCUCAAAUUCCUUAAUUUUCUUCAAACUUUCGUUGGAGUAUCGAUUAUAAUCUAUGCCAUAUGGAUGCUUAAUCAGUGGAAAAAGCAUGCUCGGAUUCCUCAACCUACAGCUCCGUCUCCAGAAUCUUUGCUUAGGGUUCCAGGCGACGAUCUUCCUUUGAAUCUCUUGGUAAAUAUGGUUUCUGGACUUGAAGAUGGACUCGUUUACGCCUUCAGAAACCUUCCUUCGCCGUGGUUCAUAUACACUUUUCUGGGAAUUGGCAUCAUAUUAUGUUCAAUUACUUGUAUUGGUCACAUUGCAGCUGAAGUAGUCAGUGGAUGUUGCCUGUGUUUUUAUACUCUUCUAACUACCAUACUCAUGAUACUAGAAGCAGCUUUAGUGGCUUUUGUUACAUUUGAUCAUCAGUGGGAAAAGGAUCUUCCUAGUGAUCCUACUGGGGAACUUGCAAGUUUUCGAGCAUUUAUUGAAGAAAACUUUUAUAUAUGUAAGUGGGUUGGCAUAACUGUGGUUAUAAUUCAGGCUCUGUCCCUACUACUGGCCAUGAUCCUACGAGUUAUGGUCGCUACUAGGAGAGGAGAGGAUGACAGCAGUGAUGAUGAUUACACUAUUAUUAGAGGUGGAACCUUGGCACCACUAUUAAAUCCAUAUUCAAUCCAGACCAGAGGUUCAACUUCGACAGAUAGCAAAACAGUUCACUCUGACAUUUGGAGCACCCGAAUGAGAGAAAAGUAUGGAUUAAACUCGGGAAAUGUGAAAUAUAAUUUGUUGGAUCAGAAACUUACAGCAAAUUCAAAUACAGGCCAGUGAAGAUCGAGGCAGAUGUUCCAUUUUGUAACCUGAUAAAGAGCUCCAAAAUGCCUUGUGAGCUUCUGUUGGUAUGUAACCAUGACUAGGUUUUAAUUCUAUCUUUUCUCAAGUUUCUUGCUGGAACAAACUGUGAAUGUAUAUAUGGUAAUAUAAAUAUGCAUAAAAACGUUUGAUUGC